Molecule: messenger RNA, 1251 nt
Organism: Scophthalmus maximus (turbot)
Lineage: Eukaryota; Metazoa; Chordata; Actinopteri; Pleuronectiformes; Scophthalmidae
Product: M-phase specific PLK1 interacting protein
Exons: 2
Coding region: 488-934 (148 amino acids)
Source: RefSeq, a predicted model, not a curated record
GUCUCAGUGAGUUGUAAAUGAAAUGAAAUAAAAUAAAAUAAAAUGAAAAUAAAAUAAAAUGAAAAUAAAUGAAGUGAAAUAAAAUAAAAUAAAAUAAAAUAAAAUAAAAUAAAAUAAAAUAAAAUAAAAUAAAAUAAAAUAAAAUAAAAUAAAAUAAAAGUGUCAUUGGCUGCAGUGAUCCUGGUGGCCGCUGGGCGAUGCUGCAGUCUGCAGGACCGGAAAAAGAACUGUAUGUGAUUCCGGUUCCGGUCUGUUUUGUUGUGUUGGUGAUUCUCCUGCUGCAUGGUUCCUCUGGUUCCUCUGGUUCCUCUGGUUCCUCUGUUCCUCUGUUCCUCUCGUUCCUCUGUUCCUCUCGUUCCUCUGUUCCUCUCGUUCCUCUGUUCCUCUGGUUCCUCUGGUUCCUCUGGUUCCUCUGUUCCUCUGGUUCCUCUGUUCCUCUGGUUCCUCUGUUCCUCCUAGUCUCUCCUCACAUCUUUCAGCGGCUCUGAUGCAUCGCGCACCGGUCAGACCUCAGCAGAGUCCCGGAGCUCCGCGGCCGGGUGGAAGGUUUCCCUCCCCGGUCUCUUGCUGGGGUUUCCCCGGGUCUCGCUCCCCGCACGGAGGCUCCGGAUAUCGCGGAGUCUCUCCGCGGGGCGGGGCCGCGUACUCUCCGGGUUCCCCGGCCUAUUCUCCGGGUUCCAAUCGAGGCUACUGGGACGGUUCUCCGGCCGGUUUCGGCAGCGGGUCGCGGGGCCGCGGAGCACAGAUGCGGCGCAGAGGAGACGGUUUCCGGCGGCCUCAGUCGUUCAGUCCCGGUUCCGCUCAGAAGUUCCAUGGGAGGUUUCAGUUUGGAUCUUCAGACGCUGCAGUGGAGAAAUAUUUCAGCCCAUCGAUGCUCCAGGAUCCAUGGGCGGCGCUGCAGCCAAUCAAAGCAGCUGACGCAGGCAACAACUGACUCACAACAACAGACACACAACAUGACAGGAACAACCGACAACAAUAGACACAACAACACUUCAUCAGCAGUAAACAAACAGACGUCCUGACAGGAAGUGACAUCUGCAGUUAACAGACCUGAGGUCUGUGAGCGUCGUCACCAGCUUCACCAGUGUCGGGAUCAGAUCUAAUCAAUUCAGGGAUCAGUCACUUUGAUUUGACGAGUUUAUAGAUGAAAUAUUUUUUACAAGACAUUUUUAAAUCUGAUUAUUUUUCACAUGUUUUACUCAGUUUGUAAAAAGUUGUUUUAAAAUUAAAAAAAACAAAACUUUUGAA